Molecule: messenger RNA, 944 nt
Organism: Microtus oregoni (creeping vole)
Lineage: Eukaryota; Metazoa; Chordata; Mammalia; Rodentia; Cricetidae
Gene: Mixl1
Product: Mix paired-like homeobox
Exons: 2
Coding region: 1-726 (241 amino acids)
Biological process (GO): endoderm development; endoderm formation; regulation of transcription by RNA polymerase II
Molecular function (GO): RNA polymerase II cis-regulatory region sequence-specific DNA binding; DNA-binding transcription activator activity, RNA polymerase II-specific
Source: RefSeq, a predicted model, not a curated record
AUGGCCGCAGCAGGGUCCCAACAACUCCAGUUUGCCGAGGGUGCUGCUUUCCCCGCCUUCCCGGCCGCGCACCUCGGAGGACCGCAGCUUCCUUCCACGCGCCCUGCUGCCGGGCUGCCCCCUGCGCCCCAGGACCCCCGCGCUCCAGCGGCCACGCCGUGCUUUCCAAGCGGAAGCCCGGGACCGGCAGCGCAGAACCCCGCCGGCCUGGAUCAGCCCGGGCCCCGCAAAGGUGCGGCUGCCCCGUCGGCACCCCAGCGCCGCAAGCGCACAUCGUUCAGCUCCGAGCAACUGCAGCUGCUGGAGCUCGUCUUCCGCCAGACCAUGUACCCCGACAUCCACUUGCGGGAGCGCCUAGCCGCUCUCACGCUUCUCCCUGAGUCCAGGAUCCAGUCAAGUUGUCCUCCUGUCUCCCAGGUGUGGUUCCAGAACAGACGGGCCAAGUCCAGGCGCCAGAGUGGGAAGUCAUUGCAGCCCUUAUCAUCCAGGCGGGAAGUGUUCCUCCACCGCUCUGCUCCUGGGACUGAAGAGAGAUGUUUGAAGCCCCAGCUGCCUCUGGAGGCAGCAAUGAACUGCCUUCCCGAUGCCAGCAGGGCUGGAGGAGGCCACUGUGUGGCUGGUUCUCAAGGUCAGAGUUUUGACACCUAUUCCCCUCUCUCCGAAGAUAUUGGCUCAAAGUUGGACUCGUGGGAAGAACAUAUCUUUUCUGCCUUAGGUAAUUUUUGAGGAUUCUGGGAGAGUUCACAAUGUACUCAGAGGGGUCCGGGAGAUAAGGACCAGAACGCUACCCCAACCCUGACUGGCCAUGGCCUUGUUGAUAAUGCUUCUGGAUUAUUUCUCUUGAAGGUUUCUCCUCUUCACCGUGAGCCUUUACCCGUGGCUUGUUCUCAGUAGCCACCCAUUCUUUCACUCAGGGGUACCUGUAAAUCUCCAAGUCUGCGCAU